Messenger RNA from Neocloeon triangulifer, 1775 nucleotides. Its product is annotated as TNF receptor-associated factor 6-like. The record is from RefSeq and is a predicted model, not a curated record. The transcript is spliced from 5 exons. The coding region runs from base 156 to 1217 and encodes 353 amino acids. Gene Ontology annotation, molecular function: protein binding. NCBI's taxonomy places the organism in Eukaryota, Metazoa, Arthropoda, Insecta, Ephemeroptera, Baetidae.
UUAUUUCUGCAAAUCGGCGCCAAAUUCUAUUUUUGAUCUAAUAAACUGCUGCUGGAGUUGGACCAAAAUUUUGAUUCUUGUCCAACACAUACAUUCCGCUAGGGGCCGUUCGCCUCUGGUGGCCGCAGUUGUCCUGCGAAGGGCGGCGGAGAAAGAUGCGGACAAUCAUUUUGCUGUUUUGUCUCUUGCGCGGUUUUGCGGUUCGGGGCGCAGGAGUGCCUGCGCCUGACGAUUCAGAAGCCACAAUCAUACCUCCUUCCCUUCUGUACAAAGGAAGACACAGCAGCGGCGGUGGACAGACUGGACAGCAACAGGAAGUGCAGUGUGAACAUCCGUCCUGUAAACUUGACUCGGAUGAUUUGGUUAACAUGGCCAAAGCUGCGGUCAACCGCGUUAUCAAAGACAUGUGUUGCGGCAACUCCAGAGAGGGUUUAAAAAACAAUCUGGACGACAGACUGCACAACCUUGAGUCGCAAUUCGCAGACCAGAUGAACGUGCUCAAAACCAUGCUUUUGAAUAUGGAGGAGCGAAUCAGCGAGGUUGACGGAAACGUGCGAAAAGUCAGAUACGAUCUGAGGAACAGCGCGCAAAACGGGUGUCCGUCGUGCGACGGUGGGCACCAGCAGCUGCUGUCCCAACUGACGGACGACCAGGACCCGAACAACAGGGCGGACCGCGAGUCGGAAAUCCAGCUGUACAACAGCAGCAUCUACUACCUGCCGGUGCCCUCCGACCUGAGCAACGAGACCUCCAAGCAGCAGCUGCGCGUCUUCACCUACUACUGGCGCGUCAAGGACAUGCAGAACAAACUCAAGAACUGGGAGCCGCGACGCUCGGUGCGCAGCCCCAGCUUCUACAUCUCGGCCGGCAGCUACAAAAUGUACCUGCGCAUGUUCCCCAGGCAGAACAACGGCAAGAACGUCUACCUCCACGUCGGACUCACCAAAGGGGACCAUGACACCGUGCUGAGGUGGCCCUUCCGCCUGAAGAUGCGCGUCUCGGUUCUUGACCAGCGCAUCGAACAUGUGCAGGACAUCAACUCGCGCGUGUGGGACCCGAGCGUGCUGUGCAGCGAGUUCAACUGGAAGCGGCCGACGGCCAACGCAGACAACCACGAGUGCGUCGGCCUCGGCUUUCCGCAUGAGGUGCUCGCCUCCCGAGAUUACGUCGUCCGAAACACCAUCAUCAUCAAGUUCACCGUCUACUUAGACCUUUGAGAAUUUACCAAGCCCCCACUAAAUUGAUUGGAUUUUAUUUAAAAAUAGGGGUCGAUAAACUUAACAAAAUUUCAAAAUCCAUAUAUUUUUUAGAUCCUGGUCUUUGAACGAUUUUUUAAAUUUUUUUCCAACAAAAUUGAGGCAGUAAUUAUUAUACUUUUCAGCUUUGACACAUUAAUUUUCUCAAUUUUAGCACAGAAAUGUUUGGAUCGAUAAAGAAAUUUAUAAUCUGGACUUCGUAACUAAAGAAUUUUUAUUAUUUCCACCCUUUUUAAAUUAUUUGAAAGUAGAGAAAAGUUGUACAACCGUAUUUAAAGCUUUUAUUUUCCUCUAAAUAUGUAAAAUUUAUUUAAAAACUAGCGAAAAUACUUUAAUGAACAUUAUAUUAUAUAAAAUUGAAUAAACAAGCUUUUACGUAUAUAUCACAGACUAGUUUGAAGGCAAUGAUGUCUGUCUGUGGCUACAAUGCGGGAUGAUCGUCAGCUGCUUUUUUUGUCUUUUUUCGUGAUAAAAUGUCCACUAACUAGCAUGUCAGAUUUGGAUGAAAAUAAAUUUUUU